AUGGGUGGGUUGGUGGGGCUGCGUGGCCCGGGCGCUGCCCCAGGUGCCCUUGAUGAGCUCGCGCGGCUCGCGGCUGCAGUCGGCGCGGGGCUCGCCGCCGGCCGGGACAUUAACGGGGCCGCGCCGCGCCUCCGCGCAGCCGGAAUGGCCCGGGCGGGCACGGAGGAGGAGCAGGAGGAGGAGCGGGCGCCCGACGGGCUGGUGUGCAAGAACAAGAAGGAAGACUCAUCACAGAAUACUGAGCACUUUGUGGUGGAUGCUGAUCCUAUUGAGGAGCAUGGUACAAGGAGUAAUGUACUACCCACACCCCAAAGUGGACCUGUAAGAGAAGUUAGGGAUACCGUGGGAACAGAAGAAGGGAUAAGCCCUGUGGAGGAGAAGGAAAAUAGAAGUUACUGCAUAGUGGAGGCAACUGCGUCAGCUUCUCAAGACUCAGCAGCCCUUGACUGCCAGCUUACUGCAGUGUGUAGGCAACUACCAGAUUUCCUCAGUGAUGGGAACGCUGUGCCUCCACCUCCUGUGGAUGAAUUUGCUCAGGAUCCCACGGAGCAGUCAGGGUCAUGUGACCAUUGUCACAGUUAUUACUCUGAUGGGAUUGAAAUGGAGACUAAGAAGAAAAAAAACACUAGCAAAAGUGAAUUGUGUCCUGAGAAGACAUCUAGUGUCAUGCCUGGAGAACUCUGCAGGCCAGCACGGUUACAGGAUGUGCGUGACCUGGUUACCCGCCGAUCAUCCAAGAGCACUUCAGCCAACUCUGCAUCUCAGGAGCUGUACAAGGUAUCUUCAGUUCUGGAACCUGGAAAUAGCCACGAUGGGACAAAAGAGAAGAAAGAGUUUCUUGAGAAUCCAGAAAUUCUGCUGCCUGUCAGGAAGAAGUCACGGACCUUCUAUAGUGCAGAGCAACUAGAAGAGUUGGAGAAGAUGUUCCAGGAAGACCACUACCCCGACAAUGAGAAGAGAAGGGAGAUUGCAGCUGUCGUCGGUGUGACACCACAGCGUAUCAUGGUCUGGUUUCAGAAUCGCAGGGCAAAGUGGCGAAAAACAGAGAAGUUGAGUGUGAAAGGAAAUAAAAAACACUCAGCAUCAGCAGCUCUAUCAGCCCCUUUGGUAUCAGACAGUUACAGGGCUCCUCUUCUGCCUGUGCAUCCACUGCCUGAUGUUGCUCAGGACCCAUUUGCCGCAGUGAGUGUUGAGACUGCAGUUGGAAACUACUCCAGCCUGCUCAGUGGACACCUAGGACCCUUUGUCUCCUCCUCAGCCUCUUCAGUGACGGGAAUGGUGUCACCUUGUGAAGCAGCUCAGACAAAGCAGCUGUCUCAAGGCAACUUUGCUUCUAGCAGAAUGGAGUGCUUCCCAAGCCUUCCCAGCCCUCCACCCAUCCGCAGGGCCAACCUUCCUCUCAGCCUGGCCUUCAGCCCCCACAGUCAUAUUGUCCCCUUGAUGCUGGACACUCCCAGCAGUAAAUGCAGCUUCUCCAGUCGGGAAAAUGGCUCCAUGGACACCUUCACGUACAGCUUUCAGAAUCAAUGUGCAAGCCCCCCAGCUUCCUGCGGUUACCCUGAACAGCUGGAGUCUGCAGCCAACCUGGAGGCCUCCUACUGCCAGUGCAGCGGUCAGGGGGGAGCCUGCCAGUUGGCCCAAUAUCCUCAGCAGCAGCAGCAGCAGCUCUCCCUCUUGCACCGUCUGCCUGCUCAGCUGCCCAGCAACGAGCUCUCCAGCAUCCACCCCACACCUACAGCAUCCAGGGAGUGUAGUGCACCUUUCUUCACCCUCGAUGGAAAUGGUGGGAUCAUAACCUAUGGGGCAGCAGGUGCCACACAAGGCUAUGUACAAGACCAUGUGGGAGGACAGAUGUUGUUACAGCAGCCAAGUGGAAGCUCAGGUACCAGUGCCUAUCAGCCUGUCCCCUGGAAUGACUUAUACAUGCAGGGAGCUCCCUUCUCCAGUCAGCUGGGCUCACGAAUGACAAGUUCUAGCAUGGCAGGAGGCCACUACUUCACGGAGCAGAUCUCCUACACUCAGCCCAGCCUGCCCUCCUCUCCGUAUUUCCUUCAAGUGCCCAACGGAACAGCAGUAGGAUCCCUGCUGCAGAGUGGAAAACCCAAGGCAUUGGCAACGCCAGACCAGAGAGCAGAGCCGGAGCUGACAUCACUUGCCAAUGAAGAAGUAGAGAGCAGCAGCAACAGCAACAAAGCAGAGAGCGUUGUUGAUGUUAAAGAAGAAACGAAUGACUGAUGCUAUGCUCUAAGAAAAAAAAAAGAAAGAAAAUAUUACCAUUUUAGACUCUGCA
This is a messenger RNA of Nothoprocta perdicaria, 2290 nucleotides long. RefSeq names its product NOBOX oogenesis homeobox (gene NOBOX). Gene Ontology annotation, molecular function: RNA polymerase II cis-regulatory region sequence-specific DNA binding; DNA-binding transcription factor activity, RNA polymerase II-specific. Gene Ontology annotation, biological process: regulation of transcription by RNA polymerase II. The transcript has 9 exons. The coding region runs from base 1 to 2235 and encodes 744 amino acids. The record is from RefSeq and is a predicted model, not a curated record. NCBI's taxonomy places the organism in Eukaryota, Metazoa, Chordata, Aves, Tinamiformes, Tinamidae.